ACUGCGACUCCAAGCGCAAGAGAGAGAGAGAGAGAGAGAGGGAGUUAACCGAUGCCAAAGCGGAUUACAGCGUGUCGCCCUGUGAUUCUUUCUCCGUGUUCGUUUAAGGGUUUUUCCCCUUUGUGUCCUGCUCCUGGAGACGUUUCUUAACAGAGGAGGGAAGAAUGGCUUUGUUGUUCAGUGCUUGUUGGAUCGGCGCAUCUUUACAAUGAGUUCCUCUUCUGCUGCGCUUUCGUCACCGCUGCAACUUUUCCGAGCGCAACGGCGCCACUGAGACGCUUCUCUGCGGGAAAGUUUCACAUGAAGCCCGCAGGCAACAUGGGCUUACGGUGAAAGCUCUCACUUUCUUCCCUCUGCCUUCCGAACCGUGAGGCAAAAUGCAGAAGAGCGUUCGCUACAACGAAGGACACGCACUGUUUUUGUCGGCGGUGGCGCGUAAAGAGGGGACGAAGCGUGGCUAUCUGAGCAAGAAGACGGCCGAGAACAGCCGAUGGUCGGAGAAGUUCUUCGCUCUUUACCAGAAUGUGCUGUUCUACUUCGAGAACGAGCAGAGCGCGCGACCCGCUGGGAUUUACCUGUUGGAAGGAUGCACCUGCGAGCGCACGCCGGCGCCAAAGGUAUCCACGACCGGUAAGGAGGCGCUGGAGAAACAGUACUACUUCCUGAUUGUGUUUGGCCACGAUGGACAGAAACCUCUGGAGCUGCGGACAGAUGAAGAGAGCGUGUGUGAUGAAUGGGUUGAGGCCAUCCAGCAGGCAAGCUAUUCUGACAUCAUUAUUGAACGAGAAGUGCUGAUGCAGAAGUACAUCCACCUUGUACAAAUUGUGGAAACUGAGAAGGUGGCUGCCAAUCAGCUCCGCACACAGCUGGAGGACCAGGACACUGAAAUUGAAAGGCUUAAAUCCGAGAUUGUGGCUUUAAACAAAACUAAAGAGCGGAUGCGGCCUUAUCAUGUCUACCAUGAGAAUGAAGACCCUGAUAUCAAAAAGAUCAAAAAGGUUCAGAGUUUCAUGCGGGGCUGGCUGUGUCGCAGGAAGUGGAAAAUCAUUGUCCAGGACUACAUUUGCUCUCCUCAUGCUGAGAGCAUGAGGAAAAGGAACCAGAUUGUCUUCAACAUGGUGGAAGCAGAAACAGAGUAUGUCCACCAGCUCUAUAUCCUAGUCAACUGUUUCCUUAGACCUCUGAGAAUGGCUGCCAGCUCAAAGAAACCUCCCAUCAGCCAUGACGAUGUGAGCAGCAUCUUUCUCAACAGUGAAACCAUCAUGUUCCUACAUGAGAUUUUCCAUCAAGGCUUGAAGGCGAGGAUUGCCAACUGGCCAACACUGGUGCUGGCUGACCUGUUCGACAUCCUGCUGCCAAUGCUAAACAUCUAUCAGGAGUUUGUGCGUAAUCAUCAGUACAGCCUGCAGGUUUUGGCCAACUGUAAGCAGAACAGAGACUUUGACAAACUGCUAAAACAGUACGAGUCCAACGCUGCCUGUGAGGGAAGAAUGCUUGAGACCUUCCUCACAUACCCAAUGUUUCAGAUCCCUCGUUACAUCAUAACACUACAUGAACUCCUGGCCCACACACCUCAUGAGCAUGUGGAGCGCAAGAGUCUUGAAUUUGCCAAGUCCAAACUAGAGGAAUUGUCUAGAGUGAUGCACGAUGAGGUGAGUGACACAGAAAACAUUCGGAAGAAUCUGGCCAUUGAGAGAAUGAUUGUUGAGGGCUGCGAUAUCCUGCUGGACACCAGUCAGACCUUCGUUAGACAGGGCUCUCUGAUCCAGCUGCCAUCCGUGGAGCGAGGGAAGCUGAGCAAGGUCCGUCUGGGCUCUUUGUCCCUGAAGAAAGAGGGGGAACGGCAGUGUUUUCUCUUCACAAAACACUUCCUCGUCUGCACUCGCAGCUCUGGUGGAAAACUACACCUCCUGAAGCAAGGUGGAGUUUUAUCCCUCAUCGACUGCACACUCAUAGAGGAACCAGAUGCUAAUGAUGACGAACCUAAAACAGCUGGUCAGGUGUUUGGUCAACUGGACUUUAAGCUGGUAGUGGAGCCAUCAGACUCGCCUUCAUUUACUGUGGUGCUGCUGGCACCAUCGCGGCAGGAGAAGGCUGCAUGGACCAGUGAUAUUAGCCAGUGCAUUGAUAACAUCCGUUGUAAUGGCUUAAUGACCAGUGUGUUUGAGGAAAACUCAAAAGUCACUGUGCCUUAUAUGAUCAAAUCCGAUGUGCGCCUCCAUAAAGAUGAUGUUGACAUUUGCUUCAGCAAGACGCUCAACUCCUGCAAGGUCCCCCAGAUCCGUUACGCGAGUGUGGAGCGGCUGCUGGAGCGGCUGACCGACCUGCGCUUCCUCUCUAUAGACUUUCUGAACACCUUCCUGCACACGUACAGGAUCUUCACCACAGCGACCGUGGUUAUGGACAAACUGGCUGACAUCUACAAGAAGCCCUUUUCCUCCAUACCUAUCAGGGCGCAGCGCCACUCAUUUGACCGUCUAUCCAUCUCAUCUAUCUGUCCUGACUACAGUCUGAAGAUCAAGAAGAUAGCCAUGGAUCAGUCCAAGUCCUUGGAGUUAUUUUUUGCCACAAACCAAAACAACAGAAGUGGCGAGAACAUGAAUGACAGAUCUCCUCGUCUCUGCCGCAAAUUUUCGUCUCCUCCUCCGUUAUCCAUCCAGUCCCGCACCUCUUCCCCUGUCCGAGCCCGAAAGCUUUCCCUUCACUCUCCCAUCACUGCCAGGGUAGGAGGCCUUGACCUGACAUCUCUGUCCAACUCAAACUUCAACCACAACAGCUCCCAGUCUGCUGCCAGUAGCCCCACUUCUGCUCAGACCCCAACCCCAACAGCUACCUCUCCUCCUUCCUCUUCUAAGUCCCCUCCUCCCGACAACUGCAAGCCAUCACAGGAUCAAGCUCCUCUGACUUCCUCCUCGCCUGACCAGAGUCCUAUCCCAGCAGCUGACAGGGAGGAGGUUCCCAGAAUCGAUCCUUUCUGUGGAAAACUGAGGCGGAGCAUUCGGAGAACCGUAUUGGAAUCUGCUUCUUUGGAAAAAAUCAUCCCAGAGUCUCCACAGAGCAGUGAAGCGGGAGACAUGUCUCCAUGUCGCUCUCCGUCCACACCACGCCAUCUCCGCUAUAGACAGCCUGGGGUUCAGUCUGGGGAGAAUUCACGCUGCUCAGUCUCUCCUGCCUCAGCUUUUGCUAUUGCAACUGCAGCAGCUGGACAUGGUACCCCACCAGUGUUUACUAACUCUGAGAGGACCUGUGAUAAAGAGUUCAUCAUCCGCAGAGCUGCAACCAACAGAGUCCUCAAUGUGCUGCGUCACUGGGUCUCCAAACACUCACAGGACUUUGAGAUGAAUGGGGAGCUGAAAAUGUCAGUGAUUUAUCUCUUGGAGGAAGUGCUGAGAGAUCCUGACCUCCUGCCUCAGGAGAGAAAAGCUACUGCCAACAUAUUAAGUGCCCUUUCUCAAGAUGAGCUGGAGGAUGUCCAGUUGAGGAUAGAGGACAUUUUACAGAUGGCGGACUGUCCAAAGGCUGAGUGUUUCGAGUCUCUCUCAGCGAUGGAGCUGGCUGAGCAGAUCACUCUGCUGGAUCACAUCGUAUUCAGGAGCAUUCCCUAUGAAGAGUUCCUGGGCCAGGGCUGGAUGAAGAUCGAUAAGACUGAAAGGACUCCCUACAUCAUGAAAACAAGUCAACACUUUAAUGAUAUGAGUAAUCUGGUGGCAUCCCAGAUUAUGAGCCACACUGAUGUUGGUUCGAGAGCCAGCUCCAUUGAGAAGUGGGUUGCUGUGGCGGACAUCUGUCGCUGUCUCAACAACUACAACGGAGUUCUGGAGAUCACGUCUGCGCUCAAUCGCAGCGCCAUCUACCGUCUGAAGAAGACUUGGGCUAAAGUCAGCAAACAGACUAAAGCUCUAAUGGACAAACUGCAGAAGACCGUGUCCUCUGAGGGAAGAUUUAAAAACCUGAGGGAGACGCUGAAAAACUGCAACCCUCCAUGUGUGCCAUACCUGGGAAUGUAUCUGACAGACUUGGCCUUUAUUGAGGAAGGAACUCCAAAUUUUACCGAGGAGGGUCUUGUUAAUUUCUCCAAAAUGAGAAUGAUAUCGCACAUCAUCAGGGAGAUCCGACAGUUCCAGCAGACGCCUUACAGAAUAGAGCAUCAACCUAAGGUGACUCAAUACCUUAUGGAUAAGACUCUAACCAUGGACGAGGACAUGCUCUAUGAUCUCUCUCUGAAGAUUGAGCCCAGACUGCCUGCCUGAAUCAUCUCUGUUUGAAGCUUUUGAGAACCUACCUAACCUCCAAGGGUGAAACACCCAUCUGAUCCUAAUUCAUCAAGAGAGAACUGGAGAAUGUCUUUGGAGCAAUGAGGAAAUGGAACGGGAUAGGGCUUGUGGAAAUUGAGUUAUUUUGCAGAACACUGAGGUAGCAUGAGGAAAGGACAGAUAUCGGUAAAGUGUCUGAGUGAUUGCGUUCAACUGGACCAAGGUGAAUAUGUGUUGGAUGCACAGCAUGAAGGUUUCUUCAGUACAGAGGAUGGUGCACAUUACAUCACUCUUCAGAGAGGCUGAGAGUGCUGAGAACAGAGUGGACGAACAUAACAGAGAUGUAGCAUAAACGGGUGGAGAUGCAGAAAGAGGUCUGAGCUUGUGUCUCUGUGCCAUGUCUGUGUUCAGUUGCUUAUGCUUUUCCAUGCCAUGUCCUGAACAAAGAUCCCCCUUAAAAACAUGCUUUUUUAAUGGCCGUCACCACAUUAAACUUGCAUGAUCUCAUCUUAGGAUGUAUCUGUUUGAAUGGUCUUAAACCUGAGCUAUAAACUCAGCAUGCCACACUCCAACCAGAAGGAUUCUGUUUGGUGCUACGAUUCCUCAGUGAGAUGAGUAGAAUAAAAACGACUGCUCUUUUCAAAUUUAUUGUUAAUAAACCCAUUGAGAUUAAAUUUCAUAUUUCUUGCUGAAGAUUUUCACAUAUCCCCAACAAAACAAUUACGUUUAUAAUUAUAUUUUAUCUGUAUUUAGCUUCAGACUUCCGUAUCAAAAGAAAAGCUAUUUUUUUACUUCUUGCCCAGAUGAAUGAUACAAAAUUAAGAUAUUUCCCAGUGCCUUCCACUUGAUGUAGGUCAAUUUCUACAUACUUGACAAUUUAUCCUAUCAGAGCUUUACAUAAUCCUUCAAUGUAUUCUAAAAAUGAUCUAAAAUGCAUUUUAAUUUAAUAAAAAAAAAACUAUAUUUGUCAGAAAAGGGUCAUGUAUGCUGAAUGGUAUUGUAGCAUGUUGGUGUAAAAGUAGGCAAUGCAACAUCAAAAACAUAAGCAAACAUCGCCCUCUGCUGUUUAAAUGUGGUAACGAGCCCUUCAAACCUGAAGCAUUUGCAGCAUCUGUGUGCAGUUGUAAUGUUUUGGCUUUUGUAAACUGUCAGCCGUGUGAAUGUGUGUUUUCUGGCUGAGCGCAUGUUAGGCAGAGGCAGCUCUCUCUGAGAUGUAGCUUUGCUUGAGUGACGAUAGGAUCAUUGUUUACAGUUUAGUUAAUUUAGUACAUUAGACUAUAUUUUUUUGCCUAUAGUGACUCCCCCGAUGUACAACUGAUAAAGAAGUUAGUUUAGGUAUAUAUAUUGCAUCUCAUGAACAUACUAAAAAUGUGUAUUUUGUAGAUUGAAAAAAAAUGUAGCAUUUGAUUGAUCAGACUUUGUUUUUCAUAUUGAUGAUGUGAUAAAUAUUGUUGCAUGCACACAACAGCUGCAUGUUGUGCAUGUCUGACUGAAAUUCUCCUGUACCUUCAUCCGCUGCUUCUCUGUAUGAAAGCGAUCUGUGUAGCUGCUGAAAAAAAGUAAAAAAAAAACAAUAUUUUGUCCAAUUAAAUCUGGCAUGCUUGUCUCUUGUCAAGCCCAGUCUUAGGACUGUCAGUCACAAUCCAACCUGUUGUUACACAGUGAUGUGUUGGAGUUUUCCUCAUUUAAAAAUGUGUCCGUAGCUCUGAAUGUCUGUUUUACACAAAGGUUUAGAAAAUGAGAUUGCUGUGUUUGUGUUGUAAUUAUUUAUGUUUUGUUUUGUGUUACUUUAUCUGUUUACAUUUUUCACUUGUGGGUGCAGAGAAAAUAAAUACAACAUGCCUUA
This is a messenger RNA of Girardinichthys multiradiatus, 6099 nucleotides long. It is a transcript of the gene rasgrf2b, whose product is annotated as Ras protein-specific guanine nucleotide-releasing factor 2b. NCBI's taxonomy places the organism in Eukaryota, Metazoa, Chordata, Actinopteri, Cyprinodontiformes, Goodeidae. Gene Ontology annotation, cellular component: plasma membrane. Gene Ontology annotation, biological process: positive regulation of GTPase activity; Ras protein signal transduction. The transcript is spliced from 29 exons. Gene Ontology annotation, molecular function: guanyl-nucleotide exchange factor activity; protein binding. The coding region runs from base 378 to 4250 and encodes 1290 amino acids. The record is from RefSeq and is a predicted model, not a curated record.